AAUGCGGUUGAUAGUGGAAAGUUCAUUUGGGCGGAUAGUGGAAUGUUCAGUGUAAGCCUAAGUGAUGUCAAAGGUGGCUCGAAGAAGCGGCAAACAUUAUGAUGGCUCAAUCUUGUUCAAAUAUCUUGGUCUACCCGUUGGAGUUGUAAGGUCAAAAGUAUCUAGAUGGAAGAAUUAACAUUUAUCUAUUGAUGGUCGAGUGGUGAUGAUAAAAUCAAUCUUGUCUGUGCUUCCGGUCUACUUUCUCUUGUUCUUCAAUGCACCAACAGGUUUGUGGCAAUCUAUGUGUAACAAACUUUGGAUAACCACUGUUGUGUAGAAAAAAGGAUUGGCCCAUUUUAAUCCGUUUGAAGGGAUAGUUGGAGGCGGAAGGGCAAUAUCUUUUUUCAUCCUAAGAUAUUUUCAGAUUUCCUUAAAGUGUUUCUUCAUUGUUUAUGGUGGGAUAAGUAAUUUUCUUCUUCGAAAGUCUGUAUAGCUUAUCUUAUGCCAUGCCAUGUUAUUUUGAUACAUAAAAGUUUUGCUCUUUCAAAAAAACAUACAAAACACUCUUGUUCUUGUUGUAACAUUCAAUGAUGUUUUCUCGUACUACAUUGUAAAAUGAGUAGUAACAUUGGUGUUGCUAAUAACUCAAUUCUGCAAAAGCUAAAACUCAAGAAUCCCAAACUCGUGCUACUAUCACAAUGUUCCAACAUUCACGACCUCAAAAUAAUCCAUGCCCAUAUGCUAAGAACUCAUCUUUUCUUCGACGUUUUCGCAUCAAGUCGCAUCAUCGCUUUCUGCAUAGACCACACAGCAAAAUUUCUAUCUUACGCUAUCAAAGUUUUCUCCCAAAUUCACAAUCCCAAUCUCUUCAUUUUCGAUGCAUUGAUCCGUGGUUGUUCCAUUAGCGAAAAUCCAGAAAACUCCUUUCAUUAUUACAUUCAAUCACAACGCAUUGGUCUCUUACCUGAUAACAUCACUCACCCUUUUCUGGCUAAAGCAUGUGCAAAACUCGAGUCUUUAACAAUGGGUACACAAGUUCAUGGUCAAAUAGUUAAGCAUGGUUUUCAAAGUGAUUUCUAUGUUCAGCAUUCUCUUGUUUAUAUGUAUGCUUCUCUGUGUGAUUUAAUGUCUGCAAGGUGUGUUUUUAAGAAGAUGGGCCGAUUUGAUGUUGCUUCAUGGACUUGUAUGAUUAAGGGUUAUCAUAAAUGUGGUGAUGUUGAAACUGCGCGUGAACUGUUUGAUAGAAUGCCUGUGAAAAAUUUGGUGACUUGGAGUACUAUGAUUAGUGGUUAUUCGCGGAAUGGUCGUUUUGAUAAAGCGGUUGAAAUGUUUGAGAUUCUUCAGGCUGAAGGAGUGGUGGCUAAUGAGGUUGUUAUGGUUGGUGUGAUAUCUGCUUGUGCUCAUUUGGGUGCUCUUGCAAUUGGGGAGAAAGCUCAUGAGUAUGUGAUGAGAAAUAAUUUGGAUUUGAAUGUGAUUCUUGGGACGGCUGUUGUUGAUAUGUAUGCAAGAUGUGGGAAUGUUGAGAAAGCUAUUCGGGUUUUUGAGGAAAUGGAAGAGAAGGAUGUACUUUGUUGGACAGGUUUGAUUUCUGGAUUAGCAAUGCAUGGUUAUGCAGAGAAAGCGCUAGAGUAUUAUUAUGGAAUGGUGAAAACAGGGAUAGUUCCUAGAGAUAUUACGUUUACUGCAGUGUUGAAAGCUUGUAGUCAUGGAGGGUUGGUAGAAAAGGGUCUAGAAAUAUUUGAAAGCAUGAAAAGAGAUCACGGGGUGGAGCCAAGAUUGGAGCAUUAUGGAUGUAUGGUUGAUCUUCUUGGGAGGGCGGGGAAGUUGGAAGAGGCAGAGAAUUUUAUUCUUGAAAUGCCUGUGAAGCCUAAUGCUCCGGUAUGGGGAGCGUUGCUAGGAGCUUGCAGGAUUCAUAGAAAUGUCGAAGUUGGAGAAAGGGUGGGAAAGAUUUUGAUUGAGAUGAAACCAGAACACAGUGGUUAUUAUGUGUUGCUGUCAAACAUAUAUGCACGCACAAAUAAGUGGAAAGAUGUUACUGUCAUGAGAAGAUUGAUGAAGGAAAAAGGGGUUACAAAACCGCCUGGAUAUAGUCUCAUUGAGAUAGACGGAAAAAUUCAUGAGUUUACAAUUGGAGAUAAAUCACAUCCAGAAAUAGAAAAAAUUGAAAGGAUGUGGGAAGAUAUACUGCAAAAAAUAAAGUUAGCAGGAUACAUAGGAAAUACUGGUGAGGCGUUGUUUGACAUAGAUGAAGAGGAGAAAGAAGAUUCACUUCACAGGCAUAGUGAGAAACUGGCCAUUGCCUAUGGAAUUAUGAAGAUUCGAGCUCCUACACCUAUUCGGAUAGUAAAAAACUUGCGAGUCUGUGAAGAUUGUCACACGGCUACAAAGCUAAUCUCGAAGGUUUUCAAUGUAGAGUUAAUUGUUAGAGAUAGAAACAGGUUCCAUCAUUUCAAAAAAGGUGUAUGUUCUUGUAUGGAUUACUGGUAAAGGAGCUAUAUGCAGCUUCUCAGGGGCCUAAAAUUUUCGAAAAUGUACUGCUGAUGGAAGGAAGAUAUGUGAGACAAGUUGUAUGUGUGAGCCAUGAAUUCUUCAAAAUCCAAUAUAAAAAUUAUACAAAUAAUAACAAACAAAUUUUAAGGCAGUGAUUUACACAUCUUUUCAAUUUUCGUCCAAAUGCUGUAAUAGAUUUUCACAUCUUACAAAUAAUUUCGGGGCGGUUUAUUGCACGCUGUGUUUUUUAGAGACCUUGUGAAAACCUGAAAUUACUCUCUCCGA
Messenger RNA from Vicia villosa (hairy vetch), 2757 nucleotides. RefSeq names its product pentatricopeptide repeat-containing protein At5g06540. Gene Ontology annotation, molecular function: zinc ion binding; protein binding; RNA binding. The transcript has a single exon. NCBI's taxonomy places the organism in Eukaryota, Viridiplantae, Streptophyta, Magnoliopsida, Fabales, Fabaceae. The coding region runs from base 598 to 2469 and encodes 623 amino acids. The record is from RefSeq and is a predicted model, not a curated record. Gene Ontology annotation, biological process: RNA modification.